AUGGCGUCUCUUCUCCGUGGUGCGGCUUUCAUCACCGGCGCGGCUUCUGGCAUCGGCCAAAAAACGGCCCUCGCCUUCGCCCGCAACGGCAUCACCCGCCUCGCCAUAACCGACAUCAACUCCCAAGCCCUCGAGGCCACGAAAUCGCUCCUUAGCGAGAAGUACCCCUCCGCCGAGGUCCUGACGCUUCCUUUGAACGUCCGCGACGCGGCUGAAGUAAAAGCCGGCAUCGCGGAGACGGUAUCGCGCUUCGGGCGCCUCGAUGUGGCUGUGAAUAACGCGGGGAUCGCGGGUAAGGGGGAAUUGACGCACGAGGUUGACGAGGAGGAGUUUGGCGGGAUUGUGGAUGUUGAUUUGUAUGGGGUGUGGAGGUGCCAGAAGGAGGAGAUUAGGGUUAUGUUGGAGCAGGAGGCCCUUGGAGUGAGAUGCGGUCGAGGGGCCAUCAUCAAUGUGGCCUCCAUCUUUGGCGUCGUCUCGCCUUCGCUUUUCAUGGCGCAGACGGCGUAUUCGGCUGCGAAGCACGGAGUCAUGGGCCUGACAAAGAGCGACGCAAACAACUACGGCCGUCGAGGCAUCCGCAUCAAUGCCGCGGGGAGCCCGCUGAGUCGGUAUGUUGAGAUGACGCCGUUGCAGCGGCUGGGGCAGCCUGAGGAGAUUGCUGAUUGUAUCACGUUCCUUGCUUCUGAUAUGAGUAGUUUUAUGCAGGGGUCUGGGUUGGUUGCUGAUGGUGGGUUUACGGCUCAUUAG
This is a messenger RNA of Colletotrichum scovillei, 747 nucleotides long. RefSeq names its product short-chain dehydrogenase. Lineage: Eukaryota; Fungi; Ascomycota; Sordariomycetes; Glomerellales; Glomerellaceae. Bases 1 to 747 code for a protein of 248 amino acids. The transcript has 6 exons. The record is from RefSeq and is a predicted model, not a curated record.